CGCCGCCGCCGCCGCCUCCCGGAGGCUCUUGUCAGGAUGGUGAAGCUGUUCAUUGGAAACCUGCCCCGGGAGGCCACAGAGCAGGAGAUCCGCUCACUCUUCGAGCAGUAUGGGAAGGUGCUGGAGUGUGACAUCAUUAAGAACUACGGCUUUGUGCACAUAGAGGACAAGACGGCGGCCGAGGAUGCCAUACGCAACCUGCACCACUACAGGCUGCACGGGGUGAACAUCAACGUGGAAGCCAGCAAGAAGACGAGCAAAGCUUCAACCAAGUUGCAUGUAGGCAACAUCAGUCCUACUUGUACCAACCAAGAGCUUCGGGCCAAGUUUGAGGAGUAUGGUCCAGUCAUCGAAUGUGACAUCGUGAAAGAUUAUGCUUUCGUACACAUGGAGCGGGCAGAGGAUGCAGUGGAGGCCAUCAGGGGCCUUGACAACACAGAGUUUCAAGGCAAACGAAUGCACGUGCAGUUGUCCACCAGCCGGCUUCGGACUGCCCCUGGGAUGGGAGACCAGAGUGGCUGCUAUCGGUGUGGGAAAGAGGGGCACUGGUCCAAAGAGUGUCCGGUAGAUCAUACGGGUCGUGUGGCAGACUUUACCGAGCAGUAUAACGAACAGUAUGGAGCAGUGCGCACACCUUACACCACGGGCUACGGGGAAUCCAUGUAUUACAACGAUGCGUAUGGAGCGCUCGACUACUAUAAGCGUUACCGAGUCCGUUCUUAUGAGGCAGUGGCAGCAGCAGCAGCAGCUUCCGCGUACAACUACGCAGAGCAGACCAGGUCCCAUCUGCCUCAAGUCCAGAGCACAGCUGUGACCAGUCACCUCAGCUCCACUUCUGUUGAUCCCUACGACAGACACCUGUGGCCAGACUCAGGCGCUGCUGCCACCUCAGCUGCUAUGGCUGCUGCCGCUGCCACCACUUCCUCCUAUUAUGGAAGGGACAGGAGCCCCCUGCGUCGUGCUGCAGCUGUGCUGCCCACAGUUGGAGAGGGCUACGGUUAUGGGCCGGAGAGUGAGCUGUCUCAGGCUUCAGCAGCUGCACGGAACUCUCUGUAUGACGUGGCCCGGUAUGAGCGGGAACGGUAUGUGGACCGAGCACGGUACUCAGCCUUUUAAAAACUGGAGGUAGGAUAAUUGCGGACUGAACCCUCGGGCUGCGGUCAUAUAUGAGAACUUGCUCCGCGCGGUCCCCUUUGCCGGGAUGUUUCCAUUGCUUCAUGUUUCAGUAAACAAAGGAGUUUGUGA
This is a messenger RNA of Eubalaena glacialis (North Atlantic right whale), 1245 nucleotides long. Its product is annotated as RNA-binding protein 4B-like. Gene Ontology annotation, molecular function: zinc ion binding; mRNA binding. Gene Ontology annotation, biological process: mRNA splicing, via spliceosome. The transcript has a single exon. NCBI's taxonomy places the organism in Eukaryota, Metazoa, Chordata, Mammalia, Artiodactyla, Balaenidae. Bases 37 to 1116 code for a protein of 359 amino acids. Gene Ontology annotation, cellular component: nuclear speck. The record is from RefSeq and is a predicted model, not a curated record.